Molecule: messenger RNA, 1175 nt
Organism: Ilex paraguariensis (yerba mate)
Lineage: Eukaryota; Viridiplantae; Streptophyta; Magnoliopsida; Aquifoliales; Aquifoliaceae
Source: the annotation of a GenBank genome assembly
UUGAUUUUUCUCCCAUUUGACAAACUGUGGUUUGAAUGCGUACCAUUUUCGCAUACUCUUCAACUCUUUCUACCUUCAAAUUCAAAGUAACCGCGUGAUUCGCAAUUUCCUAUGUGCAUCCUUCCCAUCAAAGUAUAGGACCAAAUCCCUUACCCAUCUCCCUCUAUAUUCCAUUUCACAGGGUUUUUGAGUGGAGGGUGAGAAGAAAUGGGGCAACAGUCAUUGAUCUACAGCUUUGUGGCUCGGGGGACGGUGAUUCUUGCCGAGUACACGGAGUUCACGGGGAAUUUCACCUCCAUCGCCGCUCAAUGCCUCCAGAAACUACCUGCUACCAACAACAAGUUCACCUAUAAUUGCGACGGCCACACCUUCAAUUACCUCGUUGAAAACGGGUUCACGUACUGUGUUGUUGCAGUUGAGUCCGCAGGCAGGCAGAUUCCCAUUGCCUUUUUAGAAAGAGUUAAGGAAGAUUUCAACAAAAGAUAUGGAGGAGGGAAAGCUGCAACUGCUGUUGCCAACAGCCUGAACAAAGAAUUUGGUUCCAGAUUGAAGGAGCACAUGCAGUACUGUGUGGAUCAUCCGGAGGAGAUCAGCAAGCUUGCUAAGGUUAAGGCUCAGGUUUCUGAAGUUAAAGGAGUGAUGAUGGAAAACAUAGAAAAGGUUCUUGACCGAGGAGAGAAGAUUGAACUGCUGGUGGACAAAACUGAGAACCUUCGAUCACAGGCUCAAGAUUUUAGGCAACAGGGGACCCAGAUGAGGAGGAAGAUGUGGCUCCAAAAUAUGAAAGUAAAACUCAUUGUGUUGGGUAUCCUCCUUUUGUUGAUUCUCAUCAUUAUUCUGUCUGUCUGCCGUGGCUUCAAGUGUUAAUUUGCACCGAACUUUCCAUCGAUUCUCUUGCUGCCAUCUUGAUUAGAACUGUCUUGCUGGGUUCGUUUUCCUUUCCAUUCUGAUACUCCAUCUUCCAGUUUCUCUCCUUAUUGCACCUCCCCUUUCUACUAUCCUCAUAGGACCAGGAAGGGUUUGUAUUUUGGAUUUCAAUGUAUAGGCGAUUUGUAGAAAUUCCUUAUUAUUGUAGAAAAAACUUCUUUAUUCAUCAGGCUUUUUUUUUUGUUUUUUUCAUUGUUGAGACAUUUCAUAUGUAAUGUAUGAUACUUGCAGAUCCGAUCAGUUUUAUU